CGAAGAAGGACCACCUAGGUGGGGUGAGAGGAACCGGCGGUGGUAGAAGCCGAAGAAGAGUUUCGGGGGGAACCGAGCAGAACCGUACGAACCUUCAUCGCGGCCGCAGUUGCGGAUCUUUUUAUCCCUGGUGCGCACGUUUCCUACUGUCCGGUUCGAACACUCUCGUGAAACGGGAGUAAGUAACAUACACAGACGCGUUGCAGCGCACCGACGAACGAGCGAACUUUUUAACCGAGAAGACCGAAGGGAGCAGAAAAUAUGGUUUACGAGAGCGACUUCUACACGACCCGACGGCCCUAUACGCGGCCCUACGUUUCGUCCUACAGCGUCACGGAUCGACCGAUCGCUUUACCGCUCUCCACUGUCCUCCAGUUGAGGGGCAUCCCUCACAUGCCAUACGUGGCGCACAAAAGGCUCGUGACUGUAAUCCACAUGCCGUACCAUACCGUGUACCACGGCGGCAGCCUGUUACCGAUAAGAGUACACGCACGGGUACGUCCCAGCGUACUCGCCGCGGAGAUCAACAGGAUACGGAACCUGACCAGGCCCUCGACCGAGUCCUACCUGGAGAAGUAUCUCCAAUCCAGGGAUCGCAUCUACUUCGACGACGAGGCGAGGGAAAUACGCGCGAAAGUGGAUUCUCUUCUGCGACGGGUACACGUAUACGUUCCUCGAGCUGUUGCAAGCGACUUUCUGGAGGAGAUCAUACCGGAACGUAUGCGAUGCGGAGAUUACGUGCGUCGUUUGUUGUCCGGCAAGCAGAACGCGAAGAAAGACCCGGAGCCGGUUUCCUGGUACGAGGUACCGGAAAGAGGUAACUUCGGCACGCUGGCGUGCAUAAAGUACGUGGCCGGGAACCCGCAGUCGGUCAGGAGGCCGUACUUCAAAGUCGCCGAUCUACGCCCGUCCGACAUCAAGAACGACGUGAAUUUUCUGAGUUACUACAAAAAGAACCGUCAGGCGGCUGCCAGCGCCUCGACGGACGGGCCGAUGACAGAGAGAGAAUUGCGAAAGGCUCGAGCACUAGAGCCCGAUGUGGACGUUACAGCUGUGAAAAGAGUGGUUAUAGUAGAGACAGAGCAGGACUCGAAGCCGGAGAAGAAGCGCGAAUCCAAGUGUGGAAAAACAGAAACUGCACAGAAGCCUGCGAAAGAACCCGAACCUGAACCUACACCUGUCAAAGUAGUUGAACUAGUAGCGGAACCUGUCAAGGAACCUGAACCUGAACCUGAACCUGUCAAGGAACCUGAACCUGAACCUGUGAAGGAACCUGAACCCGUGCCGGAACCUGUGAAAGAACCUGAACCAGUCCCUGUAAAACCGUCGAAACCAAAGGCCAAGAGAGCAGCUGCACCUGCUCCAGCACCAGAGCCUGCUCCAGCGCCUGCUCCAGCGCCAGAGCCUGUUCAGGAAAAAGAACAACCGGCUCCAGUGGAAGAAGCGAAACCGGAACCAGUGGAAGAAGCGAAACCGGAACCAGUGGUCGAAGCGCAACCGGAACCAGUGGUCGAAGCGCAACCGGAACCAGUGGUGGAAGCGAAACCGGAAACAGCCGAAGAUGUGCCAGCUGAAACGACAAGCGCAGACGGUCAGGUCACAGAAGCUGUAAGUGAAAAGGAUGGGGCAGAGGAAAACGAUGCAGCGGAUCAGAACGUGAGACAGGACAAGGAUGAGGCGAUCAAGAAAAUAGAACAAUACCUCGUGAAGGCUGCCGAGGAGGCCAAGUCCGACGAGGAGAGGAAACAGGCCGCCGAGGAUGAACGGGUGAAGCUCGAAAUGGAAGAGUUAAAGGCGUGGGAAGCAUUGCAGGCGGCCCAGGAACGAGCCGAGCAUCUUGAUGAGAUACUCGAGCAAGAGAAAGCUGAGGACGAGAGGCAAGCCGAGGAGGCGAAACUGGAGGCCGACCGAAUGGAGACCGAAAGAGUGCUAGAAGCGGAAAGACAGGUGGAAGAGGCACGAGUGGCAACGUUGCUGGAGGAACAGGAGAGGAUGAUCGUCGAGGAACACCUCGAGGAGGUUCGCCAGAAAGAGGAACUGGAGGCGAGGCUGGCGAACGUCGCGUUCAAUGACGCGGACGAAGUGAAAGAUCUCGAUCAUUCGCGCGACGACGCGAUCGCCAGCGAGAUCACCGAUCAGGAGAGAGAGGAGAAACCGUACGAGCUGAUCGCGGACGACGAGACGAGGAUCGAGGAAGAAAACGCGCAAGACGAGGAGCGUCUCGACAUGGUCGACGAUCCGUUCGUGGAGGAACCAGAGGGAGCGCAGUGCGUGUCCCAAACAGGCGGCAAUGCGAUCGAGGAAACAUCGAAGAUCGAGGAAGUGACGUCCGGCGGGGAGGAGAGUUUCGAAUGGGGCGACGAAGACGCGUAAAUCGUUCUCGGGGACCAGAUCCACUACAUUUUAAUCGUCACACGCCGCGAUUUAACGUGUCCUCGGCUAUCAUCAUCGCUGUUACAUUGGUUCGCACCUCAUUACGUCCGCGAGUCAGAGAAAGACAAAUCUCUGUCUCUUCGAACUCGAGUCAUCCGCAUCUCCAUGUCCAUCAUCUUCGUUGUUAACACGCCACUUAAUUUAUUUAUGUAACGAAUCGUGAACGAUAAAUGGCAACCAGUUGAUCGAGUUUGAACGUCGAUUUUCGUUGGUUUACCUUGCUGUCGCUCACGUAUAUACAGGGUGUUCCGCUUAAAACAGGCCACCUGAAUAUCUUCAUCUUGUGAUAAUACAAGAACUAUUUUUGACGUAAUUUAAAUGGUUUCAAGAGACGAAUCAGG
Dufourea novaeangliae is the source of this 2774-nucleotide messenger RNA. Its product is annotated as ensconsin-like. NCBI's taxonomy places the organism in Eukaryota, Metazoa, Arthropoda, Insecta, Hymenoptera, Halictidae. The record is from RefSeq and is a predicted model, not a curated record. The transcript has 12 exons. Bases 262 to 2373 code for a protein of 703 amino acids.